Messenger RNA from Pyrus x bretschneideri (Chinese white pear), 2154 nucleotides. RefSeq names its product F-box protein CPR1-like. The coding region runs from base 769 to 2028 and encodes 419 amino acids. The transcript is spliced from 2 exons. The record is from RefSeq and is a predicted model, not a curated record. Gene Ontology annotation, molecular function: protein binding. Lineage: Eukaryota; Viridiplantae; Streptophyta; Magnoliopsida; Rosales; Rosaceae.
GUUUGUAUCUUUUUAUCCUUAUAUCCUUGUGCAUGGUAGCUUGUUUUCUGCUAGAAGUCUAUGCAGAGGCAGUGCAUCAACCUAUUUUUGUGAAGUAAUUGGAAACCACUCGGAUGCAGCAAAUAUCCCCAGGAGCUCUGUGCAGAGGUUGGGGGUUAAGUUUCUAGAGUGGCUGUCGAGGUGUUGCGGAGAAGCUCUGACACUUGUCUCAUUUGUGCACAUAAAUCUGGCAUCCUAGUGCAUAGUUGGCUAGAUUUUAGAGGCUUUUUUACUAGGGCACACUCCCCGUCGUGAAUUAUAUUUUUAAUACCUUUUGAGCUUCUUUUGGUCCUAAGCAAGUUAGAUGUCAUCCUAAGUAGGACCUUCUGAAUAGCAUGCCCCCAGCGUAGUCGUACCUGGUCCUUUUAUACUGGCUUAACUCAAGAAUGAUUGUAGCUUUUAGCUGUACAUGUGGUGUGUGCUCAUUGGUCGCAGUAUCAACCGUUAUCUGGGUUGUAUUCCUUAUUAGGACCUGCAGGGGUUGAUGAGCUUUUGGGCAAUAAUUGGUAUGUCUGGUACGCGAGCCCAACAGAGGAGGCUUCCUCUGUGGGUUUGCAAGUCGAGGCUUCACCUACCUCAUUUAAUGCAGGACGAGAUCGUGCAUAGUUUUCCCGUGUUGGUUUGAGGGGUACAGUGAAGGCGGCAUCCUUCAGUUCACUUGUAAUAUUCUCAUUGGGCGGUGGAAAUAGGUUUCCACAUAGUGCCAAGUGCUUAAACUAAAAGGCCAUAAUGGAGAAAUUAAUUGGAAACAAGAAUGCAGGCUUAUUAAGGUUAGUGGAGGAGAGAUCGUUGACCAAGAAAUUAGAGGAAGAGAAAAAACAGUGGCCAGAAGCACAAGCCCCUUACCUCCAUAAAGAUUGUGUAUCAAAUAUCCUUGUGCGACUUCCUCUCGACUCUCUUCAAAGGUCAAGGUUUGUCUGCAAGCCUUGGUAUAACAUAAUUAAAAACCCCAAAUUCAUUGAUGCUCAUCUCCAUCGUUCUGAAUCUGUUUUGAUCUUUCUAUCACCAAUUCCAAAGCACAGUUUGUACCCUUAUUCUAAGGCUUCUAUACCACGAGAAAACCCAAACACUGUCUCGGUUGAACUAAAACUUCUUCAUCCAAACCCUAUCCCCAUUUUUGGCCACCCUCUCAUAAACUCUCCAAUGUAUUCUAUCCAGUUUCUGGACUUCAAAAAUGAUAAGAGUGAGAUAGGAGAGUACAAUUUAAAAUGCUCGGGCAAGAUCAGAGCCACCUGCAAUGGUCUAAUUUUGCUUGAUAACAUGGUGAAGAAAGGAGGACUGGCAGUCAUGAAUCCUGUGACGAGGAAGCUGAUUGCACUUCCUCUGGGUACUUUAUCUCAUCCACAUCGUGAAUCCUAUGGUUUUAUACUGAAUGAUGUUACGGGUGAAUACAAAGUAGUCCACUUGUUUUGGGAUGAGUUGGGGUUUGACAGCUGUGAGAUUUUGAGUCUUUGGACACAAGCAUGGAGAGAGGUAAUUGGCCCUCCAUUCAGGCUUCUUCGUUGGUUUGGAUAUGAACCUGUUUCAGCCAUUGGAGGUCUUCACUGGAUUCCUGAAGUUGACCGCAGCGAUUACAUUGUAUCUAUGGAAGUGGAUAAGGAGAAGUUUCACCAAAUACCGCUCCCAAAACCCAGCCGAACUCAUGACAGGAUCCUGGAAAUGGGUGGCCUUUUGAGUUUUGUCAUUCAUGAAGACGUGAACCAUAUCGACAUUUGGAUCUUGAAAGGUUUGUGUGGGGAAGUCUGGACAAAGAAUCACAGUAUCACGGUGGGUUCGGUCAUAGACAUGGUUCCUCUUUUCAGUUUAAGAAUCAAGGGAGAUAUUAUUUUCCAGAGAGACGAAGAUGGCUCGUUGUAUGCUUAUAGUUUUCGAGACCAAGAGAUGAGGAAGGUCGACAUGGUAAAUGGAUGUAUCCGGCGGUCUUACAUGCCUCAUGUCAACACCCUCGUUUCAUGGAGGAAAGCAAGUCAGGACAUGUCUGAUGAUUGAUCUUUGCGUCAACUCCAUCUAUUUUUUCUGUUAAAUGAAGGGUUAAACAAUUCAAAAAUUGAUCUUACAAUCUUAUAUUUGGUAAACUUUUCGUUUUACAAAUACAAAAAACGAGUGUAAAAUGCA